Messenger RNA from Auanema sp. JU1783, 285 nucleotides. NCBI's taxonomy places the organism in Eukaryota, Metazoa, Nematoda, Chromadorea, Rhabditida, Rhabditidae. The record is from the annotation of a GenBank genome assembly.
UUCGAGAUUUUCACACACGAAUAUAGAGAAAGUACAGAAGUGCACACAUGUAAAGAACAUGGAAAAGACACUUCGUGUGAAAGUAAGGAAGAAGAGCUUUACAAGAAAAAAGAUGUUGUGAAUACAACACGCAAGCUGAAUCGUGCUCUGAUUAGCUUAAGAGCAAUGAAAGGAAACGAAGUUGUAAACGAUGUAUUAGAGAAGCUCCAAGAAAUUAAUAAUAAUCUAAUGGAAGCUAUAAAAACGACAAGUGGAGAUCAUCCUCGUUGCUUCUCUCUCGAAUGA